AUGCAGCGGUUCGAUGACGAUGGUGAACAGGCGAUCGAGUCAGUUAUGCGGAAGAAGGGGUUUUCUACACAUGGGGGUGCUUUCACGUCCCCGGCAUCUUCGAACUUCCGCCACUGUGUCCGUGAGAUUCGAGCAAGCUACGCUGUGGUGGAUAUAUUGCAAAAACGGGCUGCUACAACGUUCGAUAGCGGUGAUGCACAGCAUGAGAAGAUGUUGCUUGAGUUCUGGAGGUUGGCGAAGCCAAACGAAACCUUGAGGAACCGCAUCUCGGACCAGUGGCAGACGAUAGGGUUCCAAGGGAAGGAUCCUGCGACAGACUUCCGCGGCAUGGGCCUUCUGGGUUUGGACAAUCUGAUAUACUACGCGCGACAUCAUCCCAAGUCGUUCCAGCGAGUCUUGGAGAUCUCGCAUCACCCUACUGCAUGGUUCUCGAUGUCCAUCGUGGGAAUCAACAUCACAGGCUUUGUGUUGGAACUCGCACGAAAGGGAAAACUCCAGCUCUUCUUCUAUACGUUCGGUUCUUCGGAAAAUACGUUUGGAGAGGUCUACUCUUACAUCUUCGACGGGUUUGCACAAUUCUGGGAUGCGCAACAUGGGAUCACCGUAAUGGACUUUAGUCGGAUGUUCAAAAUGUUCCAGGGAGUAGUGAAGUUAGACAUCGCGACAAUGAGGCGGCCAACCUUACUUGGCUACACGGAAGAGGAAGAUGGCGGGGAGGAAAAGAAAAGACUUUGA
Messenger RNA from Fimicolochytrium jonesii, 735 nucleotides. Its product is annotated as ELMO/CED-12 family-domain-containing protein. The record is from RefSeq and is a predicted model, not a curated record. Bases 1 to 735 code for a protein of 244 amino acids. Gene Ontology annotation, molecular function: GTPase activator activity. NCBI's taxonomy places the organism in Eukaryota, Fungi, Chytridiomycota, Chytridiomycetes, Spizellomycetales, Powellomycetaceae. The transcript is spliced from 5 exons.